Molecule: messenger RNA, 762 nt
Organism: Brugia malayi
Lineage: Eukaryota; Metazoa; Nematoda; Chromadorea; Rhabditida; Onchocercidae
Exons: 6
Coding region: 1-762 (253 amino acids)
Biological process (GO): GPI anchor biosynthetic process
Cellular component (GO): endoplasmic reticulum membrane; Golgi membrane
Source: RefSeq, a predicted model, not a curated record
AUGUCAAAAAGUGGUGAUGUGUCGCAAGUGGAACUUCUGUUAAUAAAUCGAACACUACUUGCUAUCGUUGGAGCUUUACUACCCGGUAUUGGAUGUUGUAUGUGCAUUGUGUAUAUUUAUGUUUUCGAAUUUCAUCGAGUCGAGAAGUCCGUCGUUCCCGUUUGUGACAAUACUCGCAAUGUAUUGCCACCAAUAAGUUAUAUCAUUGGUAUAUGGGAACCUACACGAACGGCAUGGCUUUGUAUGAUGUUUAUUAAUUUUCCUGCUAGAAUAAUGUAUCCUUUCUUCUACAAUUGCCUUUAUAAAAGGAGCAACUCAAGUUAUGCAAAUUCUUGGUGGUAUAAAAUGUUGAAUCAAUUGCUCAUGCAUACAUUGCUUUUGGAGGCACUUGCGCUUGUAAUAAUAACAAUAUUCGAUGUUGUUUCGAGCUUUUAUAUCCAUGCAACGGCAUUUGGAAUAUGGCUCAUAACACUUUGUUUUAAUAUGCUUAUUUUAAUUCUGCUUUGCUACUUUUCCGGUGAGAGGGAAAGUUCAAAAGCUUCAAGUUGGUUAUUUCACUUAAAACUGAUGCUAUUCGCUACAACAGUUGUAUUAUCAUUGUCAAUGUCUUGUACUUACCUCUAUGCAGUUGCUAAAUGUCACCAAUUCAUAUACGCAUUGUUCUCAAUAAGUGAAUAUAUAUUGGUGCCAAUUAAUUCGCUGUUCUAUUUUUUUAUUUAUUGGGAUUGCUCCAAUAUAUCCAUCAGAUUAAUGGGUAACUAA